UUCCAACAGGAUGGCGUUCCAGCGUGAUGUGUUGCCGCUGCAGGAGCUCAUCCUCAAGUUCAUGGCCAAGCGGUAUUCCCCAGACAUGCUGAACGAGAAGUCGCUUGCAAGAGCCCACCGCAUCAACGACCCCAGUCGAUCCAAGACCCACAAAGUCAAGCAAGAACUGAUCCGAGCAGUGUUGCAGACUGGCCGGUUCAGCGAUGACACGUUGCCGACGUCGUUCUUUCACGCAAACCUGUCCAAGAUUGAGAUCAAUGGAGCUAAGAUCUCAACCGAGUUCAUCAAGCGGAUGGCUACGGUGACAGUGAACUUGCAUCACGUGAACUUCUCGGGGUGCUUUCGAUUGACGGACGACUCUAUCCUCGCAUUGCUCACGCACUGCCCCGACAUCAAGGAGUUGAACCUCCAGAACUGCCGCAAAUUGACUGACGAAACCCUGCGCAUUCUUGUGGCGCACAGCCCCAAGCUCAACAGCAUCGACGUGAGCGGCAACACGAACAUGACCAUCGACGGGAUCACGACGUUGAUCGAAAAGCACCCCAACCACUCCAAGUUUUUGAAGGUCCAUAUAUCCGGGCACCGCGUCACAGACCACACUCUGAAAGUGAUUGCCAACAAGUGCCGGAAGCUCCAGAGCCUCGCGGUGGGCUACUGCGGCCUGUCGGAUGAGGCGGUCAUCGCACUGCUCGAGCGCCGACCGUCCAUUGGAACGCUGCAUUUGCACUGGAACUACAAGAUCACGUACGCCCAUCUCCAUUAUCUUGCAUCUCGAUCGACCCCUUCCUCUGUGGACCGCCUCCUCGACCACAUGGCCAGACAAUGCCCAAACUUGCACGAAUUGAAUCUAUGUGGCGUCAAAACAGUGUCAAACGACGCGAUUUACUCGUUUCUGCAACUGAAAAUGUCUGGCGUGGACGACGACGCCAUGACGUCUACUGAACGCGACGCAAAGCGGCUGAAAAAAGUGGAUGUGAAAUACACCAAUGUGUCGAAAGAAGUGCUCGCGCAUACCGCCGACACGUACCCCGACCUGGUUGUGAUCUCGUGACCACACUCGUCACUCGCCCUCAAAGUACACGUCCAUGCGCCCCGCCGGAUCGUCGGCAUCCAUGCUCAUGCAAUAGUUAAUCGCCAAAUGGAGCUUCUCCGUCAUUACUUGCACCGAGCUGUACGCGGGCAGUUCAAUGUUGAAGAAACCUACAUAUAAACCCAUUCGAAUCAAUCGAUACACGCGUAUGUAUAUAUGGGGGGAGGGUACAGGUAUCGGCUUUG
This is a messenger RNA of Aphanomyces astaci, 1275 nucleotides long. RefSeq lists its product as hypothetical. The transcript is spliced from 5 exons. Gene Ontology annotation, cellular component: SCF ubiquitin ligase complex. The record is from RefSeq and is a predicted model, not a curated record. Gene Ontology annotation, molecular function: protein binding. Gene Ontology annotation, biological process: SCF-dependent proteasomal ubiquitin-dependent protein catabolic process. The coding region runs from base 11 to 1051 and encodes 346 amino acids. NCBI's taxonomy places the organism in Eukaryota, Oomycota, Saprolegniomycetes, Saprolegniales, Verrucalvaceae.